UACCAAUUUACCACCAUCUUUUACAGCAGAGGAAUAGUGAAAUAGGCGGUGACGGUAGGUAGAGUGAGAAAGCGAGAAUCGUGCUAUAGAAUGUUUCGAAAACUUUGUUUCAACCUUCAAAAGUAGUGAAAAAAUAUCUGCAUGGUAGGAUACGAAUUUGAAUUUGAGUCACUGCAUGAACCCGAAAGACGUAAUUCGGCGGCAAGAUGUGUUACUAUAUCACAUAGAAUACAUCUUUUUUACAAAAAAGUGUUCAUCCAAGCACAACGUCGUAACGCGAAUUUAAUAAAAAAUAUUUAACGUUUAACAAUCGUUUCGCCCCUCCUCUGUGCACGAACUGUUGUUUUCGAAUGAUUGUGUAGUGUGUUUAUUUGUAAACAAACCAACGUGCUAAGCAUCCGUUCUGCACCAUUCGUUCUAUACACACUCGUAUAUUUUCUUUUGAACUGUACGAUUAUUUGCGCUGGAGUAUGGACGAGUCAACAAAGUAUUCUCUGGAAUAUACGGAAUCAUUCGUCGUAUUGACCAUUAACACUCCUGAGCUGGAUUUAGAACAGGAUGGUUCUAUCAGUAUGGAAGUGAGCAAUCGGGAACUUGUGUUCACUGCGCCACCUUAUCAUCUUAGAUUACCAGUUGAACGAGAUCUAGUUCAAGCCGAGGUGUUCCCGAUAAGCAUAGAUUACGAAAAAUGUGUCAUCACAUAUCACAUUCCGAUUAGAGAGGCCGUUCACGUCACUAAGGACUCGAUGGACGAUAAUCAUAAAUAUGGCUUCGGCAAUUUCUACAGUGGUAUGUUGAAUAUUAUUAACAGUCAGGAUUUCAAAACUCUCUCGAACCCAGAAAAGAAGUCGAACGAAGAACGAAGAAAGACACGUCUUCUGGACGAGCAGAAUGAUUUCGAUGCUGAGUACUACGGAAUGGAUUAUGUUCAGAACGAGAUUGAUGGAUUUGGUUUGAGGACGAACUGCAUACCAAUUGCUGUAAAGCUUACAUCAGACCAAACCUAUCGCAUCGGUGUCAUAGUUGAGGAGAAGAAGCGUAGCUUAGGAAGCUACUCACCGCUUCAGAAAGAUGGUAAAGUUAUCCGUAGUUUGGUUGAUAUUCUGUUAGCAACGUUGUAUGACAAGCUGAUCAACUGUAAUGAGGCAAACGAGGCAAUGACACACGUUACCAUUCAUCGGAUAUCAGCCACAUUGUCUUACUUUGAAAAUUUCGAUACGUUAGAAGAAGUUCUGGUCGCAUUUUAUAGACGAUGUUGUAUUUAUCCACUGUAUCGGAGUAAAGAUCUGGCCAAGGUUUGUGUACAUACGUUAGCCGAGGCUUUGGAUGAACCCAGUUUUGAUGAGUGGAUUUUGGAGAAACUCAUGUAUUGCUAUGAAGCAUUCAAGACGAACGAAUGCGUUCUGUUGAACCAAUACUACAUCAAAGAUUAUAUUAGGUUUGUAAAGACCGGAUCAUCGAACGAGGAGAUACGUCAAGUAAGCAGUGAAAUUUUAAAGUUGCUACCACGUGUUCAUGUCAUGCCGUUGGGGUUCGAUGAAGAGCAUACUGUACGGAGGUUUCUUAGUGAAAUUAUAGGAAAAGAGGAUGCGACAACUGAUUCGGACGAUUCAAGUGGGUCGGAAAGUGAGGAUGAAACAGAAACCGAUAACAGUACGGACGAUGAGCAGACUGUAGAAAAACCUGAGGAGAGUGUACUUGAUAGGUUAAUGAAUUUGAAAAUACAAGCUUGAUUUCAUAAAACACUAUCUGAUCCGACAAACUUCAUCCCACCCAAAAUUUAUUUUCAGUACUUCUACCAAAACUCGAUAUUAUAAAAUCAGAUUAUUUUCAGAUACAAUUCUCGUGCAAGAUUCUUCAUCCACUUGCAAAUAUCAUGUUUCUCCGUUACAUAGAAAAAAUGUUUGAUACACAAAAUAUGAUAGAAUAAAGACAGCCCUAAAUCGGCCUUUCUCGAGUUUCGCUCUUAUCAACACAUUCGGCGAUCCAUUUUAUUUAUAUAGUUAGAAGACGAUAUAGGAGUACGUUUUAUCACAUUAAAAUUCAUUUCCACUUUCGAACGGAGAUCAAUUUCCUUAGCGCAAACAUCAAAUGAACUAACAACGCUUGUCAAUAUGUAAUACAGGUCGGACUCGAUUAUCCGGAGUAUUGAUUUUUUAUUUCACGAGUCAAAACAAUUUUUUUUAUUUGUUUUUUUGCAUGCAUUUUUCAUUUUUGAAAAUAAAAGAGGAAUUUGA
Toxorhynchites rutilus septentrionalis is the source of this 2237-nucleotide messenger RNA. RefSeq names its product protein SHQ1 homolog. The transcript is spliced from 4 exons. NCBI's taxonomy places the organism in Eukaryota, Metazoa, Arthropoda, Insecta, Diptera, Culicidae. Gene Ontology annotation, biological process: box H/ACA snoRNP assembly. Gene Ontology annotation, cellular component: nucleoplasm; cytoplasm. The record is from RefSeq and is a predicted model, not a curated record. The coding region runs from base 471 to 1733 and encodes 420 amino acids.